Molecule: messenger RNA, 1117 nt
Organism: Penaeus vannamei (Pacific white shrimp)
Lineage: Eukaryota; Metazoa; Arthropoda; Malacostraca; Decapoda; Penaeidae
Source: RefSeq, a predicted model, not a curated record
AUAAUGAGCAAAACGCGGCAAAAUGACAAAACGUCAGUAUUUUGCCGCAAUGAUUAGCCUCAACAAGCCUUUUCACAUCGGCAAUAGUGUUGUUAUUGAUGUUAUUACCUCUUUGUCGUAUGUCAGCUGAGGUUACAUCACACCGAACUCUCUCUCAUUUCUCUUUCACUCAGCGCCAAUAACAGUCGUCCCGCCUUGUUCCUCUUCUCUUCAUCUCUCUCUCUUCCUUCGUUCGCGCUGCCUCUUAUCGCGUCGGAAUCUGGAGGUGUUUAUCGCGCCGCUGUGACGUCACUCGCGGCGGGCGCGGAUGGGCCUGCUUGCCAGUGCGCCAUGAGCAGCCGUGGUGAAGAGGUGUGUGCGUGCAACCGCUCCUCGCAGCACGUACAGUAGGUAGUGGUAAAGGAAAAUCGACCAAUAAGGAAGCGCAGGAUUGAAGGAAAAGGACAUCCACACGAAGCCAAGCGGUUCGUCCAGAGACGCGGGAAAAAAGGAGCCAGGACACAGGACAAAGGCGCAGGCGCGGCCACAGCAAGGUGAACCACUCUGCGGCCGAGGGCGAGUUGGCUCUCGAGGCGCGGCGAGGGGACGCGGAGCCUCCAGUCGCCCCGGGAGGUCGAGCGAGCGAGCCGACGAGUGCGUGUCCGCCGCAGGAAGCGUCCUUGCCCACAGCGAGAGGGCAGCGCCGUCGUGAGGUUCCUCUGACACACGAAAGGGAGCCUUGCUUGCCACCACCUUGACGAGCCUCGAGCGACGCCGACGGAGAGCGCGCGGACGGGAAGUCCCGACGGCGACCAUGCGGCAGAAGGCGGAGGACGCCCGAAGGGGCUCCACCGACGGCAAGCAUGAGAAGUCGGUGAAGCUGCCGCGGCGCAUGUCGGCCAGCGUGGCCAAGCAGGAGACGCGCUGGGGCAUGAGCAAGGAGACGAGGAGCGGCCUCAAGGUGACGGCGCUCUGGAUCACCUACCUGCUCCUCGGCAGCGUCGCCUUCAUCUACCUCGAGCAGACCACCACCACCGCCGCCGCGCCCAAGGACCACCACCACUGGGCCAGGUUCAAAGGUAAGGACGCUUUGCUUUCGUCUGGGGUCGUCGGGCCAGCGUAGGGACUCCCGAGGUCG